Molecule: messenger RNA, 453 nt
Organism: Diachasma alloeum
Lineage: Eukaryota; Metazoa; Arthropoda; Insecta; Hymenoptera; Braconidae
Product: tRNA-dihydrouridine(20a/20b) synthase [NAD(P)+]-like
Exons: 3
Coding region: 98-397 (99 amino acids)
Molecular function (GO): tRNA dihydrouridine synthase activity
Source: RefSeq, a predicted model, not a curated record
CACCCGGGUUACCAGGUGAACAGGCCUCACCACGUGGUUUUUAAAGUUCCAAUUAGUGGUGGUUACUGGAAUUCGAUUGUUGAAAUUGUCUUCAGUCAUGUCUAUUGACGUUGUUGAGAUACUUAAGGAACCAAGAAUGACGAGAGUCUGUGCACCAAUGGUUCGGUACAGCAAACUAGCAUUUCGAAAUCUGGUCAGACGUUACGGUUGUGAUGUCUGCUUCACACCGAUGAUCCUAGCUGACUCGUUUGUGCAAUCCUCGAAGGCGAGGGAUAAUGAGUUUAGCACAAAUACGAGGGAUGAACCUUUGAUCGUACAAUUUGCAGCCAAGGCACCCAGGGAUUUCGCUGAUGCAGCGGAAAUGGUUGCUCCAAGAAAUCGAGUCAUAACGGGGUGAAAUGAGAAGUCAAGAAAGCGUUCCAAUAUUGUUUUUGGAAUAUCUUUGGAGUAGAG